ACUUCAAGGUCAGGCUUUUCGUGCAAGAGGUUACGGGUAUGAGAUUAUCUGCUGCAUCCCGAUAUAUAAUAUGUCCACUUUAACACUAUUUAAGGUUUGGGAUUACUCACGCUAACAGUUGCACAUAAAAAAACUGCCUUCGAUCAACAAUGAUUCCUGGUAGUCAAGCGCAUAUUAACGCUAGAGAUGCAGCGGUAAAAUCUAUCGAAGAACUUGCCAACUAUUUCAAAGUUGACUUAAAAACUGGCCUUGAUCAUACUGAAGCUCAACAUCGACUUAAGUUAUGUGGUCCAAAUGAAUUGAAACACCCAAACCCAGAUCCUUUAUAUAAGAAAUAUCUCGAACAAUUCAAAGAACCUAUGAUACUGUUACUACUUUCAUCAGCAUGUAUCAGUCUUAUUAUGAAGCAAUAUGAUGAUACCAUUAGUAUUACUGUUGCAAUUUUAAUAGUGGUUACUGUCGCGUUUAUUCAGAGUUAUAGAUCAGAAAAAGUCCUAGAAGCUUUACAAAAAUUGAUGCCACCGAAAUGUAGCUGUCUACGCAGUGGUGAAAUGCAUACAUUUCUAGCUUCAUAUCUUGUUCCUGGUGAUAUUGUCUGUUUAUCAGUUGGUGAUCGUCUCCCAGCAGAUUUAAGACUUUUCGAUUUGACCGAUUUACGAAUGGAUGAGUCUAGUUUGACUGGAGAAACUGAAGCCGUUCCCAAAUCUUCAGAGGUUCUUUGUACACAUUUCCCGAUUUCUAAUACUUCUGAAGUUAGAUUUUCAUCAACACAAAAUGUGAAUAUAGGCGAUAACAAAGCUGUUGAACGUCUACGUGGAUGUCAUGAUCUAAUUAAUAUUGGAUUUAUGGGAACAUUAGUCUGUUCGGGUACUGGAAAAGGUUUGGUUAUUGGAACUGGAGAACAUUCGGAAUUUGGUGAAGUUUUCCGUAUGAUGCAUUCAGAAGAAGCACCACGUACACCACUUCAGAAGAGUAUGGAUAAGUUGGGAAAGCAUUUAUCUGCUAUCUCUUUAAUUAUUAUUAGUAGUAUAGUGAUUAUUGGUCUAUUUCAAGGACGCCAUAUUUUAGAAUUGUUAACCAUUGGCGUAAGUUUGGCAGUCGCAGCAAUCCCUGAAGGUCUUCCUAUUGUAGUAACUGUCACUCUAGCUAUUGGCCAAAUGCGUAUGGCAGCAAGAAAUGCGAUUGUUAGACGACUUCCAGCUGUUGAAACUCUUGGUUGUGUAAAUGUAGUUUGUUCAGAUAAAACUGGAACCAUGACGAAGAAUGAAAUGACUGUAUCACAUAUAGUUACUGGUUCAUUAGAAAGAUACACAAUUCCUAUUCAACAAGCCAAUAAACACAGUGAUACUACUUGUGUAAAGUUAGAUAUGAAUUAUGCCAAUCCUUCUAAUUAUUUGACUGUAACUUCUGCUGCCACUCCUACUGCAACCAUUAAACUAGAUAGCGUUUCACUAUCAAAUAAAUUAAUGUCAAAUCAUAUCAAUCCUCAUUAUCAGAUGUCAGCAAAUGCUAGAUCAGUUUCGUUUGAUGAAUUACGUACACCAUAUUAUUAUCCACCAUCUUUGGAUAGCAUAAUACAGAUUGGUUGUAUUUGUAAUAAUGCUACAAUUCGAAAUAAUCAGUUAUUCGGUCAACCCACAGAAGGUGCACUAUUAAGACUGGCCUCCCAAUUUCAUGCAUUAGAUGAACGUGCAUUUUAUACUCGUUUACAAGAAUGGCCAUUUAGUUCCGAGUCAAAACUUAUGAUUGUUAAAUGUGUUCGAAAUAAUCAAUCAUCGACUCCUGAUGAACCAGUCUACUUUGCUAAAGGAGCUGUAGACCAAUUGCUUAAUCGUUGUGCCUUUACAUCUUUUUCAAACGAUUCUGCAAUUUCAAUGCAAUCAUCACCAUCUGAUGGUCAUCCAUAUAUGUUAUCGAAUCGUUAUUCUAAUAAUAGUUCUAUAAAGCCAAUGGAUUUAGAGACUAGAAAAGCAAUACUUAAUGAAGCAUCCAUACUUGGUAACUUAGGUUUACGUGUAUUAGCAUUGGCUAAAGGUGUUAAUUCUGAACAGAUGAUUUUCCAUGGAUUAGUUGGUUUAAUUGAUCCACCACGUCCGGGUGUAACUGAGUGCAUUCGAAUAUUAAAUGAAUCUGGUGUUCGCGUGAUUAUGAUAACUGGUGAUGCUAAAGAAACUGCAUGUACAAUUGGCUCUCGUUUAUCUCUUUAUCGUCCUGGUGAUCUAUGCCUCAGUGGUGAAGAAGUAGAAAGAAUAAGCGUUGAACAAUUAAUGUCAGUUGUACGUAAUGUUACUGUGUUUUAUCGAUCCGGACCGAAACAUAAGUGCAAAAUCGUCAAGGCUCUACAACAAUCCAAUUUAGUUGUCGCAAUGACUGGUGAUGGUGUGAAUGAUGCAAUCGCAUUAAAGUCAUCAGAUAUCGGUAUUGCAAUGGGUCGUACAGGAACAGAUGUAUGUCGUGAAGCUGCUGAUAUUGUUUUAUUAGACGAUAAUUUUGCCACAAUUUUAGCUGCGAUGGAAGAAGGCAAAGCAUUAUUUCAUAAUAUUAAAAAUUUCAUCGGCUUUCAAUUAAGCACGUCUAUAGCUGCUCUAGCCUUAAUUGCUUUAUCCACAUUACUUUCACUUCCAAGUCCAUUGAAUGCUAUGCAAAUUCUUUUUAUUAAUAUACUAAUGGAUGGUCCACCUGCUCAAAGUCUAGGCGUAGAGCCACCAGAUCCUCACGUAGUUAGACAACCUCCCAGACGAGCAAAUGAUUCUAUUUUGGAUGGUCGUUUAAUGUUCAAUGUAUUGACAGCUUCAUCACUAAUUGUCUCUGGUACUUUAUGGAUUUUCUUUAGAGAAUUGUCUGAUAAUAAAGUUACACCACAUGAUACAACUAUGACUUUUACAUGUUUCGUUUUAUUUGAUAUGUUCAACGCAUUAAGUUUUCGAUCACAGAUUCCAAGAUACCACUGUUAGAAACAACCUUGACACUAUUGACUACCGUUACUAUAUAAAUAUAAUUAUCAUCUUUAUUCUAUCCAAUAUGAAAAACAAUUUUACUAAUGCAAAAGUUACUGAUUUUUCCACAGGAGGAUUAUAAAACUUGUAUAUUAUAUUUUAUCAUGAACCUUCAUAUGACAAAGCAGUGCACCUCAUCCCCCUAAUUCAUGAAUACUUCCACGGAAUCAUUUAGUCUCAUAUUUACACAACAUUACCCUUUACUCCUUAUCGGAUGUAUAAUACAAUCUGUUGGUAAAUUUCACUUGCUACGUUCAGCUUUGUAUGCUUCCCUAUAACCCAUAUUAUUUGUGUAUGGAUCACUAAUACUAACCAGCUAGCCAAACCGUAGUAGAUCGAACUGAUUUCAAAUUUAACAGUCAGUAAUUGAAAAUCAAUAACUGUAGCUGUCAAGUUACCCCUUCUCAUGUCACUUUUUUUAUAGAAUAAAUCGAUCUUCUCAUUGGGAUUUUUCUCUAACCGUCUGUUUGUACUAGCUGUUGGGUUGUCUUUAUUUGGUCAGUUAUUGGUAAUAUAUUUCCCACCAUUGCAAGCUGUCUUUCAAACUGAAGCAUUGACAUUAAAAGAUUUAGUUUUAUUAGUUUGUUUAACGUCAUCGGUAUUUUUCGUGUCUGAACUACGUAAACUUGUGCGCAUACGUUCAGAUUUCUAUUUCUGGGCUACAUAUUUUUUGUCGUUUAUAAAAAUACCAAGACGAGUAAAAAUGGAUGGAAAUAUGGUUUGAUGUGUUGAUUUUUAUGCCUUGUUAAAAUAAUGUCCUUUUCCUAUAAACAGAAAAUAAACGAUUUUAUGUUAAGAUAUACACGCACACAUUACGGAGUUUACUUUUUAUAUUUAUAUGUGACGUAUACACAUUUGUAAUAAUUUUUAAAUGUAUCUUAUUUAGGUAACAAUCUAUCUCAAACCUACUUUAAUUCUCCUAUCUUAUAGUAAAAUACUAACAGUUGAGAGAAUUGUAUGUAUCUAUUUCUUUGCUAAUGAAAAUAAAAUACCAUUCUGCCUGUACAUUAAAGUAUGUUUGUUUCAGUUAUAUUUCUCAUUUUCUUUCUAUCCCCAUUUUCAUGUAUUUUUGUCGUAUCAUAUAUGGUGCCAUUUUAUUAUCCUUUGGUUUAUGUCAAUAUUAUUUUUUUUAAAAAUUUUCUGGUCAUCUAUUUUGCUUCAAUUAUGAAUACUGAUUCGGUUUGUUCCUUUUUUUUUGUAAAAAAUUAAUAAAGUUUAUGUCCUGUUUCCAAUUGCUUUUGUUUCACUCACCUUUUUGUACUUAUAUGAAUGCUUCUCAUAAUCCAAUGUACUAAGUUAAUGUCGCUUCUUCUUUCACUUGUGAUUUGUUAUGCUGAGAUUUCUAGAUUUUAUAAAAAAAGAAUUCUGUACGUGUGUAUGUCGAUAAAAGUCAAAUGAUAUUCCUUCGAUCUUAUCAUCACCAUUAUCACUAAUAAUAUUCAUUCACGCAGUAAUGUACUUACUGUUCUCAUGUAUCUUCUGUUUCUUUUAUACUCACUAUUCGUCUUUCUAAGAUAUUCAAGUCAGUGUUUUGUAGUAGAAAUAAAAAGUUGUUUUCUUGUUC
Molecule: messenger RNA, 4560 nt
Organism: Schistosoma margrebowiei
Lineage: Eukaryota; Metazoa; Platyhelminthes; Trematoda; Strigeidida; Schistosomatidae
Source: the annotation of a GenBank genome assembly